Colletotrichum aenigma is the source of this 504-nucleotide messenger RNA. Its product is annotated as UPF0311 protein. The record is from RefSeq and is a predicted model, not a curated record. The coding region runs from base 1 to 504 and encodes 167 amino acids. The transcript has 2 exons. NCBI's taxonomy places the organism in Eukaryota, Fungi, Ascomycota, Sordariomycetes, Glomerellales, Glomerellaceae.
AUGCGCAUGCCGCAUCUGGACUUCAUCUAUCGGAUCGUCUGCGAUAUGGAUCCGUCUGUGUCCGAGAUACGCAACGUGGCCAACACUGGUACCACGCGGCUUGUAUUGCCCAUUUUGAGCGGUUCGGUGAAAGGGCCCAGAAUCGAAGGCAAGAUAGUGGAGCGCAGCGGCGCAGACUGGGCGGAGCAGGUCAGCCCUGGGAAGGUGUUUUCGAGAUUAAAUGCCCGAUACACACUCCAAACCAACGAUGGAGUGUUUAUCUUGGUCAACGCACGUGGUAUCUAUCGAAGCGGUCCGGGACAGACAGAGAAGUUGACCCCCACGGCGUCUCAGGACGACGUAGAGUACUUCACGCAUAUCAAGUUUGAGGCUCCUGGAGGCAGCCCUUAUGACUGGAUGAAUGGAGUCUUUGCUAUCGGUGUUAUGACGAUGUUUGAGGGGAAGCCAAUCAUUGAUUGCUACCGGUUGACAAAUUUUCCUGGCAAGCCAGCUGAGAAGCUCUAA